AUGGAAAAAGUCGAGGAAUUUGAAACAGCAAUGCUUAUAGUCAUCGUGGUACUGAUCGUCUUCGCCACGAUUUUUAACCUGUUUAUCAUUACAGCUUUAACAAGAAGCUACCAUCGAAGAAAAUAUCGCGAUUACAUUUUAAUAUCCGCUGCUUUUUGUGAUUUGACCAGAAUUCUUCUUGUUGGUUCACUCGAAGUUCGUGGUUUAGCUGAUCAGGAAUUGUCACAUGGGCGAGUAGCAUGUAUUUUGGAAGCAUUUUUCAUGCGAUUUUUUGAGUUUUCUUCCAUUUGUCAUAUCUUUGCGCUGGCAAUUGAUAGAUAUCUAUGCAGUAUCAAACAAAAUUAUGCACUUGUGCUUUACACAAAAACAUUAUACAUUCCACUCAGCUUAUUGCUGAUUUACGGUUAUGCGUUCCUGUGGUCUGUUUUACCAGUAUUCGGUUUGGGGAGGUAUGACAAACAGAGUGGGAAUAUUCAAUGUGGGUUAGUUCCGUAUAAAAAUUCAUUGGGUAAAAUAUACAUGACUCUGGUUUUAACUUUCGUCUUUGUGUUGCCUAUUUCAAUAAUUUGCAUUACGGCACUUAAGAUUAUGAAACAUAUUAGAACGAACUUCAACAGCAGAGUGUCGUGUGCAUCUAGAGCUUCCACCAAAAGUAUAUCACAAGUCGACUACAUCACAGAGGAUAUAGUCCAAGUACGUCUAGUAAUAGCAACAACUAUUACAUUUGUUUUGACGUGGUUACCUUAUGAUUUAACCUUAGCUCAUGAAAUUUAUACGGGUGAGAGUGCUAACGAAUACGUGGAAGUGACAAUGACAGUCAUUGGUCAAACAUCUGCAUUAAUUAUGCCGCUUAUUUAUAUCGUCCUUUACAAAGAUUUGAGAAGAACUAUUCGCACAAUGAGAAAUAACGUCAAUAGCUUUUUUUGCAAGAUAUAA
Molecule: messenger RNA, 936 nt
Organism: Hydractinia symbiolongicarpus
Lineage: Eukaryota; Metazoa; Cnidaria; Hydrozoa; Anthoathecata; Hydractiniidae
Product: parapinopsin-like
Exons: 1
Coding region: 1-936 (311 amino acids)
Biological process (GO): G protein-coupled receptor signaling pathway
Cellular component (GO): membrane
Molecular function (GO): G protein-coupled receptor activity
Source: RefSeq, a predicted model, not a curated record